Drosophila teissieri is the source of this 2538-nucleotide messenger RNA. RefSeq names its product probable ATP-dependent RNA helicase DDX55 homolog. Gene Ontology annotation, molecular function: RNA helicase activity; nucleic acid binding; ATP binding. Bases 587 to 2428 code for a protein of 613 amino acids. Lineage: Eukaryota; Metazoa; Arthropoda; Insecta; Diptera; Drosophilidae. The transcript is spliced from 2 exons. Gene Ontology annotation, cellular component: nucleolus. The record is from RefSeq and is a predicted model, not a curated record.
CACAAACAAAUCCCAGGACGGUCAGUGUGAGAAAUGACUUUCUAGGAAGGAUCCUCCAGCAGUCAUACGAGCCCAAACCCAAUCCCAAUCCCAAUUUCAGUUUUAGUUUGUAAACCCAAUGCAGUAGUGCGACUGUCAACGGACACCGAUCGUGGGCAUCGAUAUUUUGGAAAUGCAGCGCCAGGCGACAGAUGGCACACGCUUUUUUCGGACGAUUUGGAAUCCAUACAAGCAGCAGAACAACAAACAGCGUGUGUGGCUCCUUUUUUUUUGGAUGCGCUCGUGGGUGGGUGCAAUAGAAUUGCGAGUGAAAGCGGUGGCAGCUGGUGUUGGAGAUGCAGGCGCCAGAGUCAAGGCUGUGCCAAGACACUUUUUGUGGGUCGGACUUUGAAACUCUGAAAUUUCGCGCCGAGAAUAGUCGAGUAUAAAUCGAUAGGUGGCCAUUCUGGUAAAAAUUUGUUCUGGCAAUGCUUUGAAUUCGGCGCGCAUUUCAAAGUUAGCUGCCGGCGUUGCCACUCUUCCCGUCUGAAAUAAGAGAGGGUCACACUAUCGCGCACAUGUUUUUGUUGACAAACCAAAUCGCAAGAUGUCUCGAAAGAAGUGGUCUUCGCUGGACAAACCGCCGCUCUCAGAUGCAGUGCUUCAAGUGGUGCAGAGCUUCGGCUUCCAGCAGAUGACGCCCGUCCAGACGGCGGCCAUUCCACUGCUCCUGGCCCGGAAGGAUGUGUCCGCGGAGGCAGUUACAGGUAGUGGUAAAACACUGGCUUUCCUUGUGCCCAUGCUAGAAAUCCUGCAAAGACGCCACAAGGAGACCCCAUGGGGCCCCAAGGAAAUAGGUUCCCUCAUCAUUUCACCAACUCGGGAACUGGCGCGCCAAAUCUCCGAAGUUCUAGCCCAGUUUCUGGACCACGAAGACCUCGAGCACCUGAAUCAACAGUUGAUUGUAGGUGGCAACAGCAUAGAAGAGGACAUAGCCACGUUGCGUAAGGAAACGCCCUGUAUAUUGGUGUGCACCCCCGGUCGACUGGAGGAUCUAUUUCAGCGCAAAGGAGAUGAUCUUAAUCUGGCGGCUCGGGUGAAGAGUUUGGAGUUUCUGGUCCUUGACGAAGCUGACCGCCUGCUCGACUUGGGCUUCAAAACAAGUGUGAAUAACAUAUUGGGCUAUCUGCCCCGCCAACGUCGAACUGGGCUCUUCUCCGCAACACAGACUACCGAGGUUACGGACUUAAUCCGUGCGGGUUUGAGAAAUCCGGUACUCGUUUCAGUUAAAGAGAAGGCCUCCGUAAACACGCCAGCCCGCCUGCAGAAUUUCUACAGGAUUGUGGAGCCAGAACUCAAGUUUGUGGCCCUGCUGGAGUUCCUUAGUUCACCCGUCACCGAUAUUGGAAAGGUGAUGGUGUUUUUCCCCACAUGCGCCUGUGUGGAGUAUUGGGCUGAGGCCCUGCCGCCUCUUCUGCCCAAACGCACUGUGCUAGGAAUCCACGGAAAGAUGAAAAACAAGAGGGCCAAUGUGGUGGAGAAGUUUCGCAACACUGCACAGGCCGUACUCCUCUGCACGGAUGUCCUCGCACGUGGCUUGGAUGUACCUGAGAUCGAGUGGGUAGUGCAAUGGGAUCCACCUUCAACUGCCUCCAGCUUUGUACACCGUGUGGGACGCACUGCUCGGCAGGGAAACGAGGGCAAUGCCCUGGUGUUUCUCCUGCCCAGCGAGGAUGCUUAUGUGCACUUCCUGAAGAUCAACCAGAAGGUGGAGUUAACUGAACUGCUUAGCGAGGAGGAGCAAGAUGCAGAUCGAGAAAAAAAGGAACUACCCGCCGUCUUAGAUCAACUCCAUCGGCUGCAGGCAGCCGACAAGGGCGUCUAUGAUAAAGGCAUGCGCGCUUUUGUUUCCCAUGUAAGAGCAUAUACCAAACACGAAUGCAGCGCUAUUCUCCGACUAAAAGAUCUGGAUCUGGGCAAGAUGGCCACUGCUUACGGUCUCCUGCAACUGCCGCGCAUGCCGGAGCUGAAGAACUACCAGGGAGGCGGCUAUGUGGCGCCAACUUUUGAAGUGGACCUAACCAAGCUUACGUACAAGAACGCCCAGAAAGAGCAAGUUCGACAGCAGAAAAUGGAAACUUACGAGCAAACGGGAAGCUGGCCGGGCCAAAAGCAGCACAAAAAGCGUGUAGAGUCCUGGGAUCAGACUAAGAAGGCAAAACUGGAUGCCAAGUCCAAAAAGGAGCUGCGCAAGGCGAAGAAACAGCGAAAGAAAGCGGCAGAGGCCGAGGCGGGUGGGCCUGGAAAAGGGAAGAAGAGGCAGCAGUUUAGCCAGGAGGAUCUCGAUGAGCUAGCCAGCGAUAUUCGGCUCUUCAAGCGGCUCAAAAAGAACAAGAUCAGCGAGGAAGAAUUCGACAAGGCCAUGGGCAUCGAAGGGGACAAUGAUUAACAUGCUUUGGGGCUGCUUUUUAUGUAGAAUAAAAAAUGUUUACGGAAAUUUGUAUAUGUAUUUAAAAGAAAUAUAUAUUUAAGUAUAAAUACAUACAUAAGUAUAUCAAA